GUCUGGGAAAUGGAGCACAGGAGCAGGCUAGACCUUGAAAAACCAGGCAAAGCAUGAAAAAAAGUCUUCUGUGAAGUUCAAUGGGAGGUUGACUGUUAUAUCUCACAUCCCGUAAAUGUUGAGUGUAGUUCAGGUUCCUGUGACAGGGAGUUAGUUCCCUGUGGGCAUGUAGGCUGCUGCCAGCAGUGCAAUGCGCUUCACUGAGAAGUCACGAAAGUCUUGGAUUGAGGAAACCUUCUUCAAGAGAGAGUGUGUGAAGUUUAUCCCUUCCUCUCGGGACCUACACAGAUGUAUUCCAGUAUGCCAAGUAUGCCAAAACUUGAUCAGAUGUUGUUGUGGCCGCCUGAUGGGGGAGCACACUUGGCAAGAGUCCCCUCCCCCUAUAUCCCUUUAUCCUGGUCCUGGACAGGACAUGGAAGAGAACUGGUCCAUAGAGCUCCAUACCAAAGCCAGUCCCACCAAUGCCUAUGGGACCAUAGACUUUCAGGACACAGCCACACGCGUCUGCCGGGCUAAGUAUGUUCGUGUGGCUGUGGACUCGAAACCAGAGGUGCUGCUCCAACUGAUGCUGAGGGAGUGGCAGAUGGAGAGACCCAAGCUAUUACUCAUCGUCCAGGGAGGCUCAGAAAACUUCACCCUGCCCCCUAAAGUCAAGCAGGCCUUCAGCAAAGGGCUGAUCACUGCUGCUGUCAGCACAGGGGCAUGGAUACUCACUGAUGGCAUUAAUACAGGUGUGUCUAAGUAUGUGGGUGAGGCAGUUAAAACAUUUGGGGGCCAUGACCUGAGGAAGAGAAACACAGUCGGCAUCACACCAUGGGGAGUCAUUGACAACAACGUGGACCUUAUAGGUAGAGACGUGUUCAGGCCCUACCAGCCACUGGGUAACCCUUUGAGCAAGAGGGCCUGUCUUAAUGGUUUCCACUCCCACUUUCUGUUGGUGGAUGAUGGAACGCUGGGAAAACAUGGCUGCCAGCAAGGCCUCAGGAGGAAGCUGGAGAAACACAUCCAACUACAGAAGAUACACCCUCGACUGAACCAAGGAGUGCCUGUGGUGUGUGUGGUGGUGGAGGGAGGCCCUGCCAUUGUGUCCACAGUGUUGGACUAUGUUAGCAGUGUGCCCCCUGUGCCAGUGUUUGUGUUCGAGGGGUCGGGCAAGGCCGCUGACCUGCUCGCCUUCUUACACAAGCAGACUGCUCAUGACAGGCAGUUGGAUGCUGACAUUAAAGAGGACUUCCUUGUCAGGAUUGGAGAUGUGUUUGGAGUAGAGAGAGCAGAAGCCUCUCAGCUCUACAGUCUCCUCUUGCAGUGUAUGGAUCACAGGCAGUCUAUAACCAUCUAUGACUCAGAGUCAGAGGACCAAAUGGCACCUGAUGCAGCCAUUUUGACAACUACUCUUAAGGGAACCAAGGCCACUCCUGCAGAGCAGCUGAGUAUGGCUCUAGCCUGGGACAGGGCUGACAUUGCACAGAAAAAUGUCCUGGUGUACGGACAGCAUUGGCAGGUGGGGUCGUUGGAGCAGGCCAUGCUGGAUGCUCUGGUGAUGGACCGGGUCAGUUUUGUCAAACUACUGAUUGACAAUGGCAUGACUAUGAGCCGCUUCCUCACUGUGGAUCGCCUUGAGGAGCUCUAUAACACGGGGCAGACGGGCCGCUUCCUCCACCACCUUGUUGAAGAUGCGAAACAGACUUCUCUUCCCAUAGGUUACCGUCUUUCUCUCAUUGACAUGGGCCUGGUGAUAGAAUACCUUAUAGGAGGAGCGUACCGCAGCACCUACACACGGAAAAACUUUAGAGCUGCCUACAGCCGCCUGCAGGACAAAGGGGGUAGACGGGACAGUUCCACCUCCUUGUCCAAACAGAGACGGGGAUUAAUACCAAAUUCUAAGAUGGGCAGGAGUCGCCAGGACCUGCCUUUCUGUAGAACUGCUCAGCCCUACAAACCCAAGGAGCAAGAUGUGUCACCCGGGAGCAGUCGAGAGAUCACGUUCAGCCGUGGCCUUGCCGAUGCUCCACUGCUGGUUCCCUUUAACUUCAAUGACCUGUUUGUGUGGGCUGUGCUUCAUCAACGUCAGCCGAUGGCACUGUUCCUGUGGCAGCACGGCGAGGAAGCGCUGGCACGUGCCACUGUGGCCUGCAAGCUGUACCGCUCCAUGGCCUCUGAGGCACGGCAGAGCAGUAUGGACGACAACAUUGCAGAGCAAUUCAAGACAUACUCGCUUGAGUUUGGUCAGCUGGCGGUGGAUGUGUUAGACUGUGCAUUUCGUCAGAAUGAGCAGAUGGCCAUGAAGCUGUUGACUUCAGAGAUGGAGGCAUGGAGCCACUUUACCUGUCUGCAGAUGGCCGUCUCCUCAUGUCAUAGACCAUUCGUCUCACACUCCUGCACUCAGACCCUCCUCACAGAUCUCUGGACUGGUCCACUCAACAUGAGAAAAAACUCAGUUUUGAAGAUAGUUUUGAGCCUUCUUCUGCCCCCUGCCAUCUUGCUACUGGAGUUUAAAAGCAAAGCUGAAAUGUGCCAUGUUCCACAAUUCCAUGAGGCAAUGCUGUUUGGACUGGACUCUGUGAAGUCAGGACCAACCCCUGAGGGAGCUAAUCACGCGGUCAGUCAGGAUGCAGAGCGAGGCCUGUCUUUCCAUGACAAAUGUCUUAGUCCCGUGUCAGAAACUGUAUCUUCUAUGACCAUGCAUUGUCUGUCCUGGGUCAAAAGAAUCUAUGAAUUCUACACAGCUCCUGUUGUCAAGUUCUGGUUUCACACAAUGUCCUACUUGGCCUUUCUGAUGUUAUUUUCGUACGUUGUACUAGUGGAGAUGGGGGAUCAACCCAGUGUUCAGGAGUGGCUGGUCAUAGCUUACAUCUUGUCCACUGCAGUGGAGAAAACCAGAGAGGUACUAAUGUCCGAGCCGAGGAAGCUGAGCCAGAAGCUGAAGAUUUGGUUUUCAGAGUACUGGAAUGUAUCAGAUUUCAUAGCCGUCCUACUCUUCCUGGCUGGACUGGCAAUGCGUUGGUUUGCUAAUCCAUACCGGACGGCAGGACGCAUCAGUUACUGUCUGGACAUCAUCUUCUGGUUCGUCAGGGUGAUGGAUCUGCUAGCUGUCAAUCAGCAUGCUGGCCCUUACCUCACCAUGAUCACUAAAAUGACCAGUAACAUGUUCUUCAUAGUGGUGAUGAUGGCAAUAGUGCUGCUGAGCUUUGGUGUGUCCAGGAAGGCCAUCCUUUCACCAAAUGAGGAGCCGUCCUGGAGCCUAGCUCGAGACGUAGUCUUCCAGCCCUACUGGAUGAUCUUUGGAGAGGUCUAUGCAUCAGAGAUAUAUGCAUGUGACGACGAUAAUCCAUGUCCUCCUGCUUCCUUUAUCACGCCAUUCCUCCAGGCUGUCUAUAUGUUCUUCCAGUAUAUUAUCAUGGUCAACGUUCUCAUUGCGUUUUUUAACAACAUCUACUUUGACAUGGCAUCAACAUCCAAUAAGUUGUGGAAGUACAAUCGUUAUCGCUACAUAAUGACCUAUCAGGAGAGGCCGUGGCUGCCACCACCCCUUAUCCUCCUCAGUCACAUGAGCCUAGGUUUGAGUGCCAUGUACAGGAAAUGUAGUGGAGAUGCUGAACGGGAGGAGCGAGGCUCUGGACUUAAGCUCUACCUGGGCCACGAGGAUCGCAAAAAACUCCAUGAGUUUGAGGAGAAAUGUGUGCAGGCCUACUUCCAUGAGAAGAGUGAAGGUCUCCACAGCAGUCAAAUCAACAGGAUCAGAGCCACAGCUGAGAGAGUCGAAGAGAUGUGCAUGAUGGUUGGGGAGGUCUCAGAGAAGGUCAUAUUCAUUCAGGACGGCCUGUCGGAGUUGGACUGUCAGCUGGGUCAACUCCAGGACCUUUCGGCACUGGCCGUGGACACCCUGACUCUGCUCUCUGCUUCUGACAGCCUACACCAGGAGGAGGCACGCCUGGCUCAAUGUCGACCCGUCACAGCGUCCCAGCACAUCCUCUCUCACAGCUGUAGCCUACCGCAUAGAAGUGGAGCAGACUGUGAUGUACUUAAUAUGCGGCGAGUGAUGGCAAAGUCGUGUAAAAGUACCCCGCCUUCUUUGCUGAAGGGCUGCACUGUGGUGACGAGUAGAGUGGCAUCACAGGAGUGCCAUGUCGGAGCCAGGGGGGGCAGGGGAAGAAGACAAGGCGAGGGAGAGGAAGGAACAAAGGAGGAUUCACAGGCAGCUACUGUUGAUUAUCCCAGUGAUAAUUGGCUUGGAGUUUCUAGACCUGCUUCCCAUGCUUCCCUCUCUCACUUUUACGGAGGCGGAGUUCCUCUCGGUGGUUUCAGGGAUCAGACACCCUGUCACUCAUGUGGACCGUCCCGCUGCGGGUCUCCUCUUUCUCCCAGAGGCGUAGAGUCACCACAUUAUAAACUCUUGACAGGUGACCCAUUCCUGUAUCCUAGUCAGGAAACUUCCAUGGAAGAGGAGGAAGAAGUGGAGGAAGAAGAAGAGGAGGAAGAAGAGGAAGAGCAUGAGGAAGAUAAGGCACAGGAACAACUGUCUAAUAUAGUAUCCAGAGCCUCUAGCAACGCUGUCCUUCUGUCUGACCCUCGAGACAUCUCUGAGGGUUUGGUAAAUCCUGCCUUUUCUCAGGAUGACAGCCAACCAAGUUCUCUGUCCAGACCUUCCAGCCAAUGGGGAAGACCUGUGAAAUCCCACAGGUGGACGUGUCUGUCCAGAGACCGUCCCUACGGCCACUGCAGGUCUCUGUCAUCCAGCGUGGAGAACAUUUUUUUCUCUGGCGCACCCCUGAGUCCAAUGAGGGGAUCAUUUUCUUCUCUUAACGAACUAUUGAACAAAGAGAGUUUGUCUGAUGGGAGGAGUUUAAGGGACAACACAUCGCUAUGUUGCAGCAGGAGCAGAGAGUGGUCCAAGUCCUCUGACUUCAGUCAAGUCUUAGACAGCAGGGGCAAAAACCAGAACAGGAAGACAGUGAAGAUACAAGAGAGCAGUCCAGAUACUUCCCAUUUGUCUGAUGCUUGCUGGAAAAGGCACCGGAGAUUGAGAGAAGAAUCUACAUGUUGGUCAGCUUCAACCAGCCUCAGUCAGCUCAAUUUCGAAUCAGUGGAUUUGAUGCAGAAGCAAGUGUUUUCCUAUCAGGAUAUGUGGAGCCCCACUCAUUCAGUAUGGAACAGUUGGGCCAGAUCCAUGAGUCGUAGGUCUUCUUUACAGAGUGGGAUUACCCCUGAAGCAAAGAGCCCCUCAUUCCAGUCCACUGACAAUUUGUAUCCGCACUAUUCAGCUAUGGAGAGAAACAAUCUGAUGAGACUGGCUCACACCAUUCCCUUCACUCCUGUUUCCAUUCUGGGAGGUGAAGAGGUGAGCAUCUACUCUUUGGAGGAAGUGACCUCUGACACUGAAUCUGGCACGGUCUCCUCCUGGUCGUCACGAGGCCUUUCUGCCAUGCUGCAGCCACUUUCCAGUGAAGAGGGCUCUCUGGAUGGGGGUCUCCGGCGUGGCAGCAGGGUGCUCUGUACUUGGGCAGAACGGGACGUGCUCAGACCUGGUCUUGUAUAUAUUGUCAAAGCCUUCAAACCAGAGGUGGUUCGUGCCUGGCAGAGGUACUUCCAUGGCAGCACGGCACUGCAACUUUGUUUAAGGGAAAUCCAGCAGCAGAGAGCUGCCCAGAAGAUGAUGCAAGUGUUCAACCAAGUCAAACCUGAUGAUAUGCACCACUCGCCAAGGUUUUUAGAUGUAUCGCUGGUCCUCUGGCAUUCGAAUGGCCAGUGGCUGACUAUCGAGAGCAACAUGUCUGGUGACUUCAGGAAGUACAACAACAACACUGGAGAAGAGAUCUCCCCCUGCUGUUCUCUAGAAGAAAUGCUACUAGCAUUCUCCCACUGGACAUAUGAGUACUCAGGCAGAGAGCUUCUGGUGCUCGAUAUACAAGGAGUAGGAGAGGCACUGACCGAUCCAACGGUCAUUAUGGCAGACGAUCAAAGCAGUAACAGGGGUGAGAUGCUUUUUGGUCCUGAUAACCUUGGAGAUGCUGCCAUCAGCGGUUUCCUGCAAAAACACUCUUGUGGGUCCUGCUGCCGCAGACUGGGCCUAGCAGAUUUAAGGAUGUAUCCAGACAGCUACGAGAACAGCAGCGAAAAAGAGUUUACAUCGGGGGAAGAAGAACAGGAGGACGAUGAAACUAGCAUAUAACCUUUCACCCAGGAAGUAGGGGAAAACAGACACACUUUUACCAACACAUGUACUGAGACACUUCUGCCCUAACACUCAUGUUCUCACAAAAUACUCUAUUGGUGUCCUGCAACAUCCCUGAUUGCUUUGCAGUGGAAACCGGAAUAUAGAAGAGUCUGUGACUGGACACUAGAGAUUUAAUUACUAUAAUUUGAACAAAGGAUGCUAAUAUAUUCUUUCAGUAUAUUAAGUAAAUACUGUCAGGAGGAAAGGAGUGUUGCAGAUUAUUUUUUAUAAAAAAGGGUUUAUAUCAUUAAGCUGUAUCUCAUAAAUCAUAAGAGGAAAUGCAGUAGUAACAUAUUUCAAGACUUCACAAAAGUCUAAAUGACUAUUUUUUGCACUUUGUCUAUAAAUAUUUUGAUAUUGAGACAGUGAAAAUUACUGUUAAUUAACAUACACAUAUACAUUAUGGGUUAAUGUCUCAAGGAUAAAAUUGUUUCAUGUUUGGCUAAAAUAAAAUUUGAAAAUCUAACUGUGUAAGUGUGAGACAGAAAAACCAGGCAGAAAUGCACCCAUAAAAUUUCUUUUAUUUUUUUUUCUUCCCACAACAAAAUGUCUACAAAAGCGAUAAAAUAUAGAAUUUAACAAAAAUCACUUCAGACCUUCACAUUGUAUAUACAUCUCAAAGGAGGACUCAGUAAGGGCCCUGCAUAGCUUUGAACUUCAACCCGAUCUGAUCCAUCAAAUUUGGGCGUUUGUGGCUCUCUUUAAUGCAAAUGAAUGCAUGCACACACGCACACACACUCUUUCAUUCUCACGUGAAAAUAAAAAAUAUACAGCAGAGCUUAUGAGUUUAUAGUAAAGUCAGUGUUCAGAGUCUGGCAGAGUCCAGUCUCGCCAAAUGGAAAAAAGCAUAAAAUGUAAAAACGGGUCGUCAGUGUAAUCAGAUACACAGUUUCCUUGGAGUUCCCCUUUUUUGAUUGGUUUCUUAAGUAAACACACACAGUAAAGCAUCUACGCCGCACUCUGCCAAUCACUCCUCCCUUACUAGCUAUGGCACUUUGAAAACAAACAAACAAAAAAGUUUAUUGAUUUUUUUUAGUCCUGUGUAAAAGAAGUUCUGUAGCCCGAACACCUUUUAGGUUUCAGUUACAGAUUGCUACAUUUUGUUUUAUUUGCUCUUGCUGGGAUGCAAAGACAUUCUAAACAAUAAAUUAACAAUUUUUAACACUA
Molecule: messenger RNA, 7381 nt
Organism: Micropterus dolomieu (smallmouth bass)
Lineage: Eukaryota; Metazoa; Chordata; Actinopteri; Centrarchiformes; Centrarchidae
Gene: trpm6
Product: transient receptor potential cation channel, subfamily M, member 6
Exons: 40
Coding region: 191-6169 (1992 amino acids)
Biological process (GO): protein phosphorylation; monoatomic cation transmembrane transport; protein tetramerization
Cellular component (GO): apical plasma membrane
Molecular function (GO): ATP binding; protein serine/threonine kinase activity; monoatomic cation channel activity
Source: RefSeq, a predicted model, not a curated record